AUGGACCUCACACGCCACUUCCAGUACAUGGCCGUGGCCACGUUUGUGGCGUACCGAGCCUUUGCCAAUGGAGAAACACCCGUCGCUUGCGUUUUCGUCCAUGAGCCCAGCCAAACCAUCUUGGCCUUUGGAUGCAACGACACAAACCGCUCGCUCAACGGCACACGCCACGCCGAGUUCAUGGCCAUCGACAAAAUCCUACAGGAGAACCAUCUCUUGAACAGCCUGCCCGAAAAAGUCGCGGCGUUUUUCAGCCAGGUGGUGCUUUACGUCACCGUGGAGCCUUGUGUCAUGUGUGCUCUGGCGCUCCGGCAUGUGGGCAUUAAGAAGGUGUACUUUGGCGCCGCCAACGAUCGGUUCGGAGGCAACGGCACGGUGAUCAAGGUACAGGAAAACGACAGCUACUUGAGUUUUGGCGGAAUCAUGCGAGUGGAGGCGGUGCACUUGCUCCGGAAUUUCUACGUGCAAGAAAACGAAACUGCGCCCGUGCCCAAAUUGAAAAAGAACAGGGACAUCGAGGGGAAGCCGUUUCCGCCGAAUCUAGACUUCCCCAAGUACGUCACCAAGGACCAGUUCUGUGCCGAGUAUGGCGAAACGCGGGGCGCCCUUUUUUACGAUGAGCCUCAUCCUACAUGCGAGGUGACGCCCGUAUUGGGUGGCAGAUACGAUAUCAAAAUUUUACUAAGCGACGGGAAAAUUCUUGCCAUGCCGAAGUUAGGUGAACUUUAUCCGCAAGUUGCAUUUCUGCCGGACAACCAGGCUUACGCUGCUUUGGUUGAGGAGGACAUAGAUACGUUGGUGGCAUUUUUACCUGUGGUGACUGAAAAUGGAGAGGUGAAUUAUGAGAUUGACGUACGGCCAAAACGCCUAAAAUUUUCGAGUGAAGAUUAA
Clavispora lusitaniae ATCC 42720 is the source of this 891-nucleotide messenger RNA. Its product is annotated as tRNA(adenine34) deaminase. NCBI's taxonomy places the organism in Eukaryota, Fungi, Ascomycota, Pichiomycetes, Serinales, Metschnikowiaceae. Gene Ontology annotation, molecular function: tRNA-specific adenosine-34 deaminase activity; zinc ion binding. The record is from RefSeq and is a predicted model, not a curated record. Gene Ontology annotation, cellular component: cytoplasm; nucleus. Gene Ontology annotation, biological process: tRNA wobble adenosine to inosine editing.